AUCACCCAGGCCCCGUCAUGGCGGGCGCGACUGUUUGUUACGAGUACCGGCCGUUAAAAAGACCGAGACUGGGCCCUCCAGACGUCUAUCCACAAGAUCCGAAACAGAGAGAGGAUGAACUCACUGCCACAAGUGUUAAACAAGGAUACAACAACCAACCCAACUUCUCAGAUGAGCAUGGAACAGCCAGGAACUGUAACAUAGACACAUCUAAGUUCGGCGAGGCUUUUGCAGCAAUCCUCGCUGAGAAACAGAAGCUGAACACACUGCAAGAACCAGGGAGGAAGAAACCACCUAUCAAUGCUAAAGACAACUUCUGGCCGGUAACUGCCCGUUCUAGGAGUGCCAUCAAUGUGUGGUUCCAAGACUUGGCAGGCCAAAAACCUCUCAUGGCCCUGUCUAAAAAGGUGCCGAUAUUUAACAAAAAAGAGGAAAUCUUCUCAUUCCUGUGUGAGUAUUCCGUCCCGUUACUGCGUGCGACCUGGUUUGUGAAGAUGACCUCGGCGUACUAUGUCGCCAUCUCGGAAGCCAAGAUAAAGAAGCGACAAAUGAACGAUCCAAGCCAAGAAUGGACCCAGGCCAUGACGCGGUUUCUGAAGGAACAGCUGAGUAAGAUCAGCGAACAUUACCAGCAGACCCCCCCUCCCGCAGGGGGCUCCCAGUCCUGCUCCAACCUGCUGGGCACCAACGGACCAACCAUGAGCCAGGACACAGAACAAGCCAUGAAACUCUGGCAGUACAACACCAGGCUCACCUUCUACUUGUUUCAGGAGGGCCUACUUGACCGACAGGAACUGCUGACUUGGCUGUUGGAUUUGCUGGACCGUACCAAGUCAUCGGACGACAGCAUGCUGCGGCUGUUCCUCCCGAUGUUACUACAGUACGUGGACGACUUCGUGCAAUCCCAGCAGCUGAGCCGUCGCCUUGCGUACACAUGUGCGAAGAAGAUCGCCAUCAUGUGCAGCGACUCCCCCUGUGCAAGCGCAGCCCUCAACAACCAGUCUUCUGUAGGACAGGGGUCUGCCAACCCUGUUUCUGCUGUGUACAGUGAGGUUCAGCACUGUUGUCAUCACAGAGCUGUGGUUCUAGGUUUGAGCUGUAUCCUACAGACUGUCACCUUGUGCUGUCCCACUGCGUUGGUGUGGAACGGGGUGGGAGAGUCCAAGUCUAGUGCAGUGACGGGGUCCCCACUGGACAUCCUACCCUGUGCACCCUCCAGUCUACCUCUCCCAUCCGGGUUAGCUUCAGCAGCCAAUCAGAUCCGCAGUAACAUCCGGGCGCGGGAAGAUGAGAUCAGACAGCGUGGCCAGGCGGCGGAGGUGAAGUGGUCGUCGGACAAAUGUCAGCAGUCCAGAACAGGGUCAACCAUCAGUGCCAUGCUGACCGUCCUAGAGAUUCUGGACAAGCACACGUUUGACCGGAUGGACUCCAACAACUCACUGGACACCCUCUACAACAGGAUAUUUGGUAGCUCCCAUGGCAAAAAUGGUGCUGAGUGUUCGUCCAACAACGAUGCCAUCAUAGACUUGCUGUGUGAGUGGGGAGUGACCACUAAGAGAGCGGGGGAGCACAGGGCCAUGGUGGUGGCAUAUCUGCUGGAAAAACAACAGGUGGAAAUGGAGACAGAGAGGUUGGGUGAAAUGGAGACUAUGGAUGAGAAAGAGUCCAUCUCAUCUGCAUCGUUAAGCAACAACGGUCUGCCCCCAUUUCAACAGCUGCUCAUGAGGUUUCUGGACACCAAAGCUCCCAUGCUAGAUAAUGGUGAAGAAAUCAGCGACGAGGAACGCCAAGCCUUCGCCAACCUGGUUCUACUGUUCAGCGAGUUGAUACGCAGCGAAGUCUUCUCCCACGAUGCCUACAUGUGCACGCUGAUAUCACGGGGUGACCUGCUGCACACCCCUACUGACUCAGAAAUGGUAGCUCCCAGUCCAAUGCCUGAUGGGAAGGGGGAACAGGGACACAGUAAGUCGGAGAAGUCGAGCUCCCACCUGGAGAGACUGUUACAGACAGACCUGGAGUCAGACCUGGACCAGCUGGACCUGCUACAUCCUGAGGUAGAACCUGUGGACCAGGAGGAGGAAAAGGAAACCAAGAUGGAGACAGAAGAAGAUAACAGCAAGAGUUCUGCGCAGCGGCAGGAACAGAACAAGUCCCUGCGACACAUCCAGUACGCGCGUAACUUCCCGCUGCCUCACGACAACUCCGCUCACGAGCACAACCAGCGCCUGGUGCUGCUGUACGGGGUCGGGAAGGCUCGCGACGAGGCCAAGCAUCAGGUGAGAAAAAUGACCAAGGAGAUCCAGAAGGGUCUAAACAAGCUGGGAGGAGUGGAGAAGAAGGAGGAGAGCAAGAGUAAGAAACAGAGCAAGUCUGACACUCCUGUGGACCUACGGGGGCUGAAGGAAAAGGUCCAGCAGCUGACGUAUUUUGACCAGCACACGGUGACCCACACGUGUACACACCACAUCCUGGAGAUGGUGUCAGGGUUCCUAGCAGGGACCAAUGCCCACCUCCCCCCUAUAGAGCACAUUACCUUUGUACUGGACCUCAUGGAGCUGGCACUCAACAUACAUGGGCUGCUGGACUUUACUAUUCAGCUGUUGACAGAGCUGAGCCAGGUAGAGGCAGAACUGAUGCUGAAGUCCUCCAGUCUAGCGGGGUCCUACACCACCAGUCUGUGCCUGUGUAUCGUGGCAGUACUCAGACGCUACCAUGCCUGUCUGCUGGUGGACCAACAAAGAUCUGUCACUGUGUUUGAAGGACUGUGCAGUGUAGUGAAACACGUGGGGAAUCCGUCAGAUUGUUCCUCCCCUGAGAGGUGCAUCCUGGCCUACCUGUACGACCUCUACACCUCCUCUUCACAUCUCAAGCAACGGUUUGGCGAUGUGUUUAGCUCAGCCUGCUCUAGAGUGAAGAAUACCGUUUUUGUCAGUAUCCAGCCGUCAGCGUCUAACCUCCUGUGGAACCCUGACUUCAUGUUAGACAUUGUGGAAAACCCCAGGAUAAACAUAUUACAACAGCCAAGAGAGCGAUUGUCGCUGGCCAAAAAGUUGAACGAGCACCCAGCCAACCGCUAUAGUUUUGUGUGCAAUGUGCUACUGAUCAUCUGUAAUGGACAAGACAUUAACAGGAUCAAUGAGAUUUCAGUUCUGUGCUCUGAGCUGACUGCGUUCUGUAACUCCCUGAGUUCAGAGUGGCUCGGUGUACUGAAAGCCCUCUGCUGUUCCUCUAACCAUGGAUGUGGCUUCAAUGACCUUCUCUGCAGUGUAGAUGUUGGAGACUUGUCCAUCCAUGACUCACUAGCGGUGUUCACAGCUAUCCUGAUUGCUCGACACUGCUUCAGUCUGGAGGACUUCGUCAAACAUGUGGCCAUCCCUGCACUCAUGGCAGCCUGCCCUUCUGCUGGAGGAGACCAGGAUGCGGAGCCAGGUGCGCGUCUGACCUGCCACCUGCUGCUGCACCUGUUCCGCCGCGGCUCGCCGGAGCCCGUGGACGCCAAGAAGCCCGGCCACCGCAACAUCUUCCACAUCAGGUCGUCCUGCGACCGCCACCUGCUGUAUGCUGCACACAACAGCAUGAGUGUGGGGGCCGUGCUGGCUGUACUCAAAGCCGUGCUGAUGCUUGGUGAUGCCGGCCACACCUCGGGAGGCCCAGGUAACAAUACAAACUCCUCAGGUGAGAUCAGCAUCUCCAGCCUCUUCGCCCCCAUCUCAGGACUAGACGACCUUGACCUCGACCUUGGGGGAGGGUCAGGGUCACGUGGGUCAGGUCACCUUGAGAAUGCCAGUCUCCAUGAGUAUGCCAAGUACUGUCUGCGCACCAUCUGUCAGCAGGAGUGGGUACAGGAGCGAUGUCUGCACGACCCAGAGGGGCUCUGUACAGCAGAACUCCUGCUGGACCCCAUGCUGUCACAGCAACAGGCCCAGAACCUGCUGCAGUUGAUCUGUUACCCAGAAGGCAUGCCAGGACUGCUGGAUGAUGAUGACAGUGGUGAUAAACAAAAACAAGUCAUCAGUCAAAUUCUACAGCGGCUUGACAAGUGGUGGCUGCGUGUGUCCUGGCUGGAACUUCAGGUCAUGAUAAAACAGUGUCCGCCUUCGGAGAUGAACAGUUUACUUGAUAAGAUAGCCCACUGCACCAUCGAAGUGUUCCAACGCCAGACAACACAAGGAGACAAGGGAGAGGCCAAGGAGGAUGUGGAGUGGCACAACAGCUGGCUGGUGGCCCCCCUGAUCUCCAAGAUGCCCAGCUCGGUGCAGGGGCGGGUGCUGCGUGCAGCUGGCCAGGUGCUGGAGAGCGGCAACAGCUGCUUUGCCAGGUCCAAGGCUGACAGGGAACGCCAAGCUCAGAAAACGCUGUCUCUGUUGAACCAGCAGCCCUUCCUGUCCGUGGUGCUGACCUGUCUGAAAGGACAGGAUGAACAGCGUGAGGGUCUGCUGUCCUCCCUACAGACACAGCUGACACAGCUGCUGCAGGCCAAAGAAAAGGAUGAACACUUCUUUGAGGAUGUGAAAAACAAGAAGAUGUUGGAGGAAUCCUUACAAUUAAGACUAAGCCUGUUGGGUGGAAUGUUUGACACAGUUCAGCGCAGCACCCAGCUGACUACAGACUGGGCCUUGUUACUGCUGCAGCUCAUCAGCUCAGGGACUGUGGACCCACAGAACAACAGUGCCCUGUUUACCACAGUGCUGGACAUGCUGUGUGUACUACUGAGUAGCACCAUGGCGUCAGAGUCACGGGACAGUAGUCCUAGCACUGGGGAUGAGAGAAGAAUAUACAUCAACCUUAUCAAGAAACUCAAGAAAGAGCUUGGUGACAAACACUCCCCAGGAGUGGACAAAGUGAGACAGCUGCUGCCACUGUCUAAACAGUUUACUGAUGUCAUCACCUGUGAGCCAAUGGGAAGCCUCAUAGACACAAAAGGCAACAAGAUUGCUGACUUCGACUCCAUUGACAAGAAGCAGGGACUCCAAGUUGCCAGCAAACAGAAGGUUUCAGGAUGGGACCUUCUGGAGGGACACAAGAACCCUGGUCCCCUGUCCUGGUCCUGGUUUGGAGCGGUCCGUAUGGAGAGGAAACCUCUGCUGUAUGAAGAGCAGCACCGACUGCUGCUGCACCACACUCACACCAGGAAGAAACCCAUGGAGUACUACCUGGAGCCUCCACCACUCCCCCCGGUGGAGGAGGAGGAAACUGCAGCUCCUGCUCAAGACCAAGGGAAGCAGACACCAGACCCGAUCAAGCAGCCGGAGCCCAAGCCGGCUCAGACGCCCAAGAAAGCCAAAGCAGCAGCGGCCAGGAAACGGAGACAGUCCAAGGCUGUCAACCAGUCCAACAGAGACCAGAGCCAUACGAGCACCUUAAUGAACCAGAUCCCACCGUAUGGGGAGCAGCAGCACAUGAUGCAGCCUAACUACUAUCUCCAACCCAACCCUCACCCGUCUUAUGGGUAUCAACAGCCACUACCACCAGGAGGUCCGAGAAUGGAGCAAAGGCCCAUGGGAAUGAUCAACCCAAAGGCGGCGUUGAGUUCGAUGUUGCGGGCGCGACAACCCGGGAACCACCCGGUCAACAACCAACAGUUACAGCUGCAACGGUGGCGUAACCAGCACCUGCGGCAGCGUCUGCAGGCACCUGCGCAGCAGAACCUGCAGCCAGGUGGCCAGGCAGGUGGCUCACAGCCGCCCAUGUACUCUCCGUACGACAAACAGCCAUCUCUCCACCACCUGCCGCAGCAGCAGGUACACAACCAACAGUCACAAAGAAAACCGGGUUACGGAGGGUACAGUGCCCAGCAUCAGCAGAUGUCCCAGGGGGUGAUGCCGGCCCCCCACCCCGAGCCAGCGGGCAGCAGCAUGAUCUCCCCUCCCUACAGCACCAGCUACAGCACCAGCCAGUCCGCAGGCAUGAUGGGCAACAUGGCCGUCUCGCAGCAGAACCAGUACAUGGCACAGGGAACAGGACCCUCCAUGACUCAGCCCACGCAUCAGGCCAUGAGCAUGGGGCAGCCUGGAAGGAAUACGAUGGGUGGUGGAGGCCCCAUGAUGUCUACUGACCCCAUGCAGCAGGCAAACAUGUACCCAGCACAGCAGCAACAACAGCAGCAAGCACAGCAACAGGCACAGCAGCAGGCGCAGCAGGCACGGCAGAGACAGCUUCAGCAGCAGCUGCAACAGGCGCAGCAGCAACAGCAGCAGCAGCAGAUGCAGCAGAGCCUGAUGCAGCAGAGUGUCAUGGGAGUGCAGAGGACAGCGCAACAGCAACAGACAGCUGCUCUGGUACAGCACCUCCAGAGACAGCUGUCUGGGAACCAGACAGCACCAGUACCGCCUCCGCAACAGCCUGCCAGACAGCACCAGCAAUUCCCUUCUGGACACCAGUAUUAGACAGCAUUGUACAGGGUACAGCACACUGUUAAGGAGAAAAAAGCUGCACUGGAAGAGCACACAACAUAGCUGGCCUAAGCAUGGUGCUUGUAUGUAGUUGCAAAAAGGGAGCUGAUAGUGCAUGCAAUAGUCUGUAACAAGAACUUGUACUGUGCAACACACAAUAUAGGCAACGACUUGUCUUACCCUGUCAGAGGGACCAAUCUGAAAUGUUGGAGUGAGUAAAAUGACAGUUUACUAAGACUUAAGAACUGGGCAGUACAGUCACACAAUGUAUACUCUACUGUUGUGGAUUCAGUGCAUCACUGAUAAAUGUUAAUGUUAACACUUGGAACAGGGAUCAGCUUGAACUUGUUUUUGGUCAAUUUAUUUUGGCAGAUUUGUGCUGUAUUUUCCUCUACUUUAUUUUUGCUCUUUGAAGUUGCAGCAAGAACUGUCAUUCUGUGUUCUGAAUAUUUUGUCUCUGUUGCUCUGUUAUAUUGUCCUAACUGUACAUUUUUAGGUACAUGUAAUGGAAUAUCUGCUAUCUCUUUAUCAACUACGAAAUAUCAGUGGAAAUGGUUAGUAUGAUUAGGCCCACUGGAGGAACAAGAUGCAAGACAUUUUGCACUGCUACUGAAAUGCAGACUCAGUUUUCAUUUUUUUUUUUAACAAAGUAGUUUUCCAGUCCACUGUAUCAAUGCUCACUACUGAAUUUUAACAGUUUCAGCCAAUUAAGUUGUUGCUACAUUGUUUAUGAAGGAUCACCAUACAGGGCAAGACAUGGAUGGAAUGUGUGUUCAGGACUAACGUCCUCUGGUUGAUCGAAAAUGAGGAAUUUUAAUUGUCAUUCAACAAGUCGUAUGAUAAACCUGCUUUAUAAAAUGCAUAUCACGCAUAGCAUACGGUUUCACCAAUGAAUGAAGUCAGCUACAGUGUUUGUAUUAUGCUCAUUUUUAACUUAAAAAGUGAUGUAACUUAUGUUGUACAUAUAUCUAUUACAGUAUCAUACUCUUGUACAUAGAAGUAUAGAGAUGCCUGGCUUAUAUGGCACAAUAAACCAUUCCUGU
This is a messenger RNA of Branchiostoma belcheri (Belcher's lancelet), 7435 nucleotides long. RefSeq names its product mediator of RNA polymerase II transcription subunit 12-like protein. The record is from RefSeq and is a predicted model, not a curated record. Gene Ontology annotation, biological process: regulation of transcription by RNA polymerase II. The transcript is spliced from 43 exons. The coding region runs from base 18 to 6386 and encodes 2122 amino acids. NCBI's taxonomy places the organism in Eukaryota, Metazoa, Chordata, Leptocardii, Amphioxiformes, Branchiostomatidae. Gene Ontology annotation, molecular function: transcription coactivator activity. Gene Ontology annotation, cellular component: mediator complex.